GUUAAUGAAAGAAAUGGUUAUGCCCAAGAAGAUACACCAAAAGCAGAAAUUCCAGCAGUGGUUGGUGUCUCGAGCGAUGGUAUAGCAGAAACUAGGAUGUUAGAACCUGACGUAAAACCAAGAAAUCGCAUCAACGAAAAUACAAAACAUUUUAUUGACAUUAACUCAUUGUUUAUUCAAGACUUUAAGCAUUCUAUACUGCAAGUAUCUGAAGGUCCAUAUGAUGAAAGAAUAAUAUCAGUUCUUCCAACUUCUCAUUUUGAGUUUCCUAAUGGCUAUAAUCAACAAGCAACCACUUCAGUAUCCAAUUUAGAAAGUUUAGAAAUUUUAGAUACAUGGUUUACUCCAUCAAUACAUGCGGCUACUGGUAUUGUGGUAGACAGCGGAGCAACACACACUUCUGCAAUCCCUGUACAUGAUGGUUAUGUAAUACCUAAUGCUAUUGUCAAAUCUCCAUUAGGUGGAGACUUCAUUAGUAUGCAAUGUAGACAGUUCCUAAAAGAGAAUGAAAUUGAAGUGAUUCCACAUUAUAUGGUAGCAAAAAAAGAACAAGUAAAAGAAAAAGAAAAGCCAGUAUGGACAAAGAAAAAUUCACUUCCCAAAGUAACAACUUCUUGGUAUAAUUAUAUGUGUAAAGCAGUUAUUCAAGACUUUAAGCAUUCUAUACUGCAAGUAUCUGAAGGUCCAUAUGAUGAAAGAAUAAUAUCAGUUCUUCCAACUUCUCAUUUUGAGUUUCCUAAUGGCUAUAAUCAAGAAUUUGGCAAUGAAAGAUUCAAAAUACCAGAAGCUUUAUUUGAUCCGAGUGCUAGUAUGGGUGGUUCCAUGUUGGGUAUGAGUCAGAUUGUUACCACAAGUGUUGGAAUGUGUGAUGUGGAUGUAAGGCCAGCCUUAUACAACAAUGGUAUUGUCACUGGGGGAAAUUCAUUUUUACAAGGCUUCCCAGAAAGAUUAAACAGAGAUCUCUCUGUUCGCAUACCAGCUAGUAUGAGAUUAAAAUUGAUUGCACCUAAUGGAUCCACUGAAAGAAGAUUUGGUGCCUGGAUUGGUGGUUCAAUAUUAGCAUCAAUUGGAACUUUCCAACAAAUGUGGAUUAGUCAUCAAGAAUUUAAAGAAGGUGGUAAAAGUCAAAUUGAUCACAAGUGCCCAUAGUAAAUUAUUACUUAUUAUUUUAUUCAAUACAAUUUGUAUACAUUCACUUACUUUUCAUACACACUGUAGUAUGUAUUUUAUACUUUUUUUUUAUUUAUAA
This is a messenger RNA of Rhopalosiphum maidis (corn leaf aphid), 1249 nucleotides long. RefSeq names its product actin-like protein 6B. Gene Ontology annotation, molecular function: chromatin binding. Gene Ontology annotation, cellular component: SWI/SNF complex; NuA4 histone acetyltransferase complex. NCBI's taxonomy places the organism in Eukaryota, Metazoa, Arthropoda, Insecta, Hemiptera, Aphididae. The record is from RefSeq and is a predicted model, not a curated record. The transcript is spliced from 7 exons. The annotation marks the transcript as partial. Gene Ontology annotation, biological process: nervous system development; regulation of transcription by RNA polymerase II.